AUGGGUAGUUUCGUGAGCAUCGAAGCCGCUGGACCUCUCCUCCCUGAAAUCUCCCGCUUGUUCCGAGAGCUCACUGUAACUAAUAUCGUAAGCUAACCUCGAUCCUUUGUCGUGAGAACUAUUCUUCCAGGAGGCACAGAAGCUCGGAGAAAUCACUUUUUCGGUUCCGUACGUCAGCGAAGAGCAUUUCAAUGCCAUACAGCCUUGUUGGGAAAUCGCAGAGGUCAGAAAAAAUUACCUGAAAAUGUAUAAGAAAAACGGAUAUUAUAAUCAAUUAUACUGUAGCCUAACACGUGAGAGCAAAAAAACUACAAAAAUACAUCAGCGAAGUAGGAAGUAAGCUAACGAUUUUCAAAUAUUAGCCAAGAUCACAUGAAUAAAAAAUUGAAAAAAAAAUGAAGACAUGGUACUGUACUGCUACCUAAAAAUUUUCAAGAUUUUUUUGGUUUGAACAACUAUUUUCAGAGCAUGAAGAACUUAACCCCGCAGAAGAUGAUGGCAGCUUGUGGAGUACUCGAAAAUGUGCUCGUUUACGAAGAGGCUCUUUUGGGCAUUCUAUCCGAACCUUUUCUGGUGGAAAGGGCACCGGAACCAUAUCGCCAAGAGAUUCAGACUUCUCGGGUAAGUCGAAUUUCUUGUCUAGAAUUUAUAGAGAUGCUAUUGCUUUGAAACCACGGAUUUCAACACCAGAAUAUGCAAAAUAUUGCGCUUAGAAGCUAUGAUCAUGCUUGAGGUCUACUGGACUAAAAUAAGAAAAUGAUUUUGGUUUAUUUUUCCGAUUUUAUUAGCUAUCAAUGCGUUUUGAUUCAAAGCGGUGAACUUUGAAUUCAGGUUCUUCUUUUUCCAAAAAAGAUUGCUUACGAAACUGGUGACAAUCCUUUUCAAUGUUUUGAAAGUCACUUCAACUAGUUCGAAAAAAUAGCAUGUGCAAUAUGAAUUGAAACGACUUUGAAAAAGAAUUUUCAGCCGCAAGUCGUCCUGGAAAGGUUCUUCUGUGCCCCAUGUCGUCGUGACUUUCCAACGGCUCGUGGACUAAUGGCACACUUCAAAUUAUCGGACACCCAUAAGAUGUUUCAAGAGAAGGCUCAAGCAAGAAAUAUGGUCAGUUUCCAAGAAUUUCCUGUUUCAUGAUGAAGGAUGAGUUUUAAUUUUAUUCGGAAAAGGUUUGCUUCAUUUUUUGCUUUAACCCUGAUUUGAAAAUUGUUCUCAUUGACCAAGAAUAAUUGUCGAAAAAGCACGAAGUUAUCAGAAUUUUGAUGCAAAAUUAAUUUCAGCAGAUCCUUCAGCGCAGUGCUACUAACACCCAGGCGUCCGCACCAAAAGACUACAAACCUGUCUGA
Molecule: messenger RNA, 1340 nt
Organism: Caenorhabditis auriculariae
Lineage: Eukaryota; Metazoa; Nematoda; Chromadorea; Rhabditida; Rhabditidae
Source: the annotation of a GenBank genome assembly